UAAACCUCUAGCUACCCAAACCAAACCCUAAUUUCUCUUCUCAAAAAAAAAAAAAAAAUCCAGCGGCGGCGGCGGCGCACAUGGAUCAGAUGGCGGAGCGGCAGCACAAGAAGCGGAAGCCGGAGAAGAUGGCCGGCGCGCGCACCAGCGGCCAUGAUAAGGAGGAGGAGAAGAAGGUGAAGGCUCCUUCUGUGUACCUGGUGGUAGGCCAUGAGGUGAGCUGGGCAACCUACUCCGUGUUCAAGGUGGAUCCCUACGCGGCGGCGAAGAGAGGCGGCGGCGGCGGCGACGAGGAGGAUCCCGCUCCGGUGCCUAUCCCUCGCCGGCUCGCCCGCAUCAGCGCCAAGUUCUGCAUGUCUUUCGCCCCCGUGCCCGUGCGCUCAUGGAUCGUCGGCGUCGGGGGCGAUUCAGCGGAUGAGGACUACGCCCCGGAGACCAUCGUCUUCGACACCGAGACUCGCGCCGUGAUCCGGGGGCCCAACCUCCUGUCGACCAAGCUCCACCCGGUUGUGCUCACCAUCGGCCACAAGAUCUACGCCCUGGCACGGUAUCCCUCCGUCACGGGGCAACUCGACUUCGUUCCAUGGUUCGAGGUGCUUGAUCUCUCCCAAGCGCGCGUGGUCGAUGGCCAUCUAGAGAGCUGCGAGUGGAAGCCCCUGCCACGGCCUCCCUUCUUCCCAUGGGACCUCACCCCAUUGCAGUACCUUUCUCCGCCAAUGGUUACUGUCGAGUCCUACGUUGCACUGGCCUCCUGCAUUCUGGUGUCAUUAUCUCAGCAGGAGGGCACGCACAUGUUUGAUGUCGACAAGGAGCAAUGGUCGAAACUGGAUGACAACAGCCUGCCAUUCGUCAGAGGCGCCGUUCCACACGGACCCAUCUUCCUUGGCUUAUCGAGAGCCAAGAAAAUCAUCACCGCAUACAAUAUCACAGUGGUCUGCCAACCAAGGUCAGGCGGCACAGCGCCGUCCUUAUCAAUUGUUGAGUUCCCUGUGGUGUCUGACAUGGAAGAGGAGAUCUUAAGCACACCAAUAUUUCUUUCUCUCGGUAGCCCUGGCUUCUGUUCUUUGAAAAGUUGGAGCGACCACCCAACGACGGAUGAUCCAUGUACUCGUGCACGUAUCAAAUUGAUGGCAUACCAUACAGAGGAACCCAUAUCACAAGAGUACAUCGAGUCUUCUCAUGGCUUAUUGAUACCGAACCAGUGGAAACAGGUGUACGAGAUAUGUGAUUCGUCCAGGGAAUUGAUUUGGCAAUGCCUGAUCACUGCAAUGUCCUUAUGAGUGUAUAAUCUUACGAACACUACAAAGUAAUGUAUAUUCCAUGAUGUUGGAGCCACCAGAAGUUUAUUGUAGAGGCUGGCUUAAGAAAACGGUUUACUUGUAGCACCCUACAAUUCCAGUAAAUUCUUCAGAGUACAACAGCUUUGCAUGGCUUCGAACUUAGGGAGUAGUGCUGCAGGGCAUCUUUUGCUUGUGUAUUAAGUGGAUUUAGAAUAUGAUAUUUGAGGAGAAAUGAUCCCCUGUAGUAUCUAUGCUGGACUGAUCUAAUUGAACCUGUCUAAAAGAGUUUCAUGUAUGAAACAGCUGUACGUAUAUGUGAUGUGACGUUUAAUCAUUCGUUUAACUAAAAAAAUUAUAUAAA
Oryza sativa Japonica Group (Japanese rice) is the source of this 1641-nucleotide messenger RNA. The record is from RefSeq and is a predicted model, not a curated record. Lineage: Eukaryota; Viridiplantae; Streptophyta; Magnoliopsida; Poales; Poaceae.